ACAUUUCUCGCCGGAUUCAAAAGUCAACAGGGAGUGACUUUCAAAAAAUACAAUUAUAAAGUUUAAGAAACAAAAAAUUAAGUUUAUUACCUACUACCCGUUAAAUGGCGACAUCAGUGAUCAAUACCUACUCUGAUCCUUCCCUACCGGAGUGGAUGAGCGCCCCUCAUAGUACGGGAACUUCAAUCAUGGCAUGCGAGUUUGAUGGUGGAGUCGUCAUUGGAGCUGAUUCCCGUACCACAACAGGCGCUUACAUAGCCAAUCGAGUCACCGACAAGCUGACGAAAAUCACGGACCAGAUAUACUGCUGCCGCUCAGGAUCCGCUGCCGACACUCAAGCCAUAGCUGAUAUUGUAACAUAUCAUUUGAACUUCCACAAGAUGGAAUUAGGAGAUCCACCACUAGUGGAAACUGCUGCAGCAAUAUUCCGAGAGCUCUGUUACAACUACCGUGACUCAUUGAUGGCUGGUAUUUUAGUUGCUGGAUGGGACAAAAAGAAAGGAGCUCAAAUUUACUCCAUACCUAUUGGUGGUAUGGUGCAGCGCCAAGCGGUGUCAAUUGGGGGCUCCGGAUCCUCCUACGUCUAUGGCUACGUUGACGCCAAUUUCAAGCCCAAUAUGACCAAGGAAGAAGCCAAAAAAUUUGUUACGGACACACUGACAUUGGCUAUCCUUCGUGAUGGCUCUUCUGGUGGUGUUGUCAGACUCGGAGUAAUUACUGAAGCUGGUGUGGAACGCUCUGUUAUUCUUGGAGAUCAACUUCCCAAAUUUUAUGAAGGUUAAUUAUAUUUUUGUAAUUUUUUAAGAUUAAUAAAAGAAUGAAAAAACAAAA
Bombyx mandarina (wild silkworm) is the source of this 831-nucleotide messenger RNA. It is a transcript of the gene Prosbeta1, whose product is annotated as proteasome beta1 subunit. Gene Ontology annotation, cellular component: cytoplasm; proteasome core complex. Gene Ontology annotation, molecular function: threonine-type endopeptidase activity. The record is from RefSeq and is a predicted model, not a curated record. Lineage: Eukaryota; Metazoa; Arthropoda; Insecta; Lepidoptera; Bombycidae.